Apodemus sylvaticus (European woodmouse) is the source of this 1788-nucleotide messenger RNA. RefSeq names its product APOBEC1 complementation factor (gene A1cf). Gene Ontology annotation, cellular component: nucleus. NCBI's taxonomy places the organism in Eukaryota, Metazoa, Chordata, Mammalia, Rodentia, Muridae. Bases 1 to 1788 code for a protein of 595 amino acids. The transcript has 11 exons. The record is from RefSeq and is a predicted model, not a curated record. Gene Ontology annotation, molecular function: mRNA binding.
AUGGAAUCAAAUCACAAAUCCGGGGAUGGAUUGAGCGGCACCCAGAAGGAAGCAGCGCUCCGCGCACUGGUCCAGCGCACAGGAUAUAGCUUGGUCCAGGAAAAUGGACAAAGAAAGUAUGGUGGUCCUCCACCAGGCUGGGAUGCCACACCCCCAGAAAGGGGCUGCGAGAUCUUCAUCGGGAAACUUCCCCGGGACCUUUUUGAGGAUGAACUCAUACCAUUGUGUGAAAAAAUUGGUAAAAUUUAUGAAAUGAGAUUGAUGAUGGAUUUUAAUGGUAACAACAGAGGCUAUGCAUUUGUAACAUUCUCAAAUAAGCAGGAAGCCAAGAAUGCAAUCAAGCAACUUAAUAAUUAUGAAAUUCGGAAUGGCCGUCUCCUGGGAGUCUGUGCCAGCGUGGACAACUGCAGAUUGUUUGUGGGAGGAAUCCCCAAAACCAAAAAGAGAGAAGAAAUCUUAUCAGAGAUGAAAAAGGUCACAGAAGGAGUCGUUGAUGUCAUUGUCUACCCAAGCGCUGCGGAUAAAACCAAAAACCGGGGAUUUGCCUUUGUGGAGUAUGAGAGUCACCGCGCAGCCGCCAUGGCCAGGCGGAGGCUGUUGCCAGGAAGAAUUCAGUUGUGGGGACAUCCUAUUGCAGUAGACUGGGCAGAGCCAGAAGUUGAAGUUGAUGAAGACACAAUGUCUUCCGUGAAAAUUCUGUAUGUAAGGAACCUUAUGCUGUCUACCUCAGAAGAGAUGAUUGAAAAGGAAUUCAACAGUAUUAAACCAGGUGUUGUGGAAAGGGUGAAGAAGAUUCGAGACUAUGCUUUUGUGCACUUCAGUAACCGAGAAGAUGCAAUUGAAGCCAUGAAGGCUUUGAAUGGCAAGGUGCUGGAUGGUUCCCCAAUAGAAGUGACCUUGGCCAAGCCAGUGGACAAGGACAGCUACGUUAGGUACACACGGGGCACCGGAGGCAGGAAUACCAUGCUGCAAGGAGAAUAUACCUCCCCUCUGAGCCACGUUUAUGACCCUACCACAGCCUACCUUGGAGCCCCUGUCUUUUAUACCCCUCAAGCCUACGCAGCCAUUCCAAGUUUUCAUUUCCCAGCUACUAAAGGACAUCUCAGCAGCAGGCCUCUCAUCAGGACCCCUUCUGUCAGAGAAAUUUACAUGAAUGUCCCUGUAGGGGCUGCGGGAGUGAGAGGACUGGGCGGCCGUGGGUAUUUGGCAUACACAGGCCUGGGUCGAGGAUACCAGGUCAAAGGAGACAAGAGAGAAGACAAACUCUAUGACCUUCUGCCUGGGAUGGAGCUCACCCCAAUGAAUACUGUCUCUUUAAAACCACAAGGAAUUAAACUUGCUCCUCAGAUAUUAGAAGAAAUCUGUCAGAAAAACAACUGGGGACAGCCAGUGUACCAGCUGCAUUCUGCCAUUGGACAAGACCAGAGACAGUUAUUCCUAUACAAAGUAACUAUCCCAGCGCUGGCCAGCCAGAAUCCUGCAAUCCACCCUUUCAUACCGCCAAAGCUAAGCGCCUAUGUGGAUGAAGCAAAGAGGUAUGCCGCAGAGCACACUCUACAGACACUAGGUAUCCCCACAGAAGGAGGGGACGCUGGGACUACAGCACCCACCGCCACAUCCGCCACUGUGUUCCCAGGAUAUGCUGUCCCCAGUGCCACCGCUCCUGUGUCUACAGCCCAGCUCAAGCAAGCAGUGACACUUGGACAAGACUUAGCAGCAUACACAACCUACGAGGUCUACCCUACUUUUGCAGUGACCACCCGAGGCGAUGCAUAUGGAGCCUUCUGA